UUUUUUCAACCGUUUCUCUUAGGGUUACAGUUUCUUAAAUAUUCAGUGUCAACUUUUUCCAACUACUUUCUUUAGAGUUUUCUCACCUUUUUUUUUCUCUUUCUUUUACUUUUUUUUUUUUGCUUCCAUUAGAAAUAUCAUGUAUUAUCUUUUUUAUGCUAGUGAAAGGAAUUCUUUCUGUGCAGAUAAUGAAAUAUCUCUAAACAUAGGGUCUUGCAUAGUUCUCCUUCUACAUUGUUAACGUUUUCAAUGAAUUUCCUCGCUUCUUGGAUUAUUUUAUUUGUUUCAUUUUAUUUAUUUUAUUGAUGAAAUUGUGUAAAAAGGUUGCAAGUUCUAUGUUUUAGGGUUUAGGGUUUCUCUGCUUUGGCAUUGUCACUUUCUUCAUUGAAUUCAUAACUUAUUAUUUGAUUUAUUUCCUUAUCCAUGAAUUGCUUUAGAGUUUGCAAGUUCUAUGUUUUAGGGUUUGAUCUAUGAUCUGAUUCUGACAGUGAUUUUAUUUUAGAGUUUAACUUAAUAGUGCAUUGCUAAUCCUUUCAAUGAAUUCCACUUAUUAGUUGAUUUUGAUUUGAUUUGAUUUUAUUGUUUGAUCCAUGCUUUUUUUAGAUUUUGCAAGUUCUAUGCCCGUGGAACAUGUUUGAAAGGGGAGCUGUGUUGCUUCUCCCAUGAGAGAAAUGAGGCUUCUUCAGAUGUAGAUUUGCUUGUUCUAUCAGAAGGGCUACUGUGCUUAUGGCAGUCAAUGCAGGAAUAGGCAUGUCAAACCAUCACAAGCAUCAGCAUCAGCAAAUGGACCUGUAUCUUUGGUUUCACAAUCUGCCAUGACUCAUAGUGCUGCUAAGGGAAAGUUUACUUGGGUUCGGAAGGCGGAUACGAAAGUGUUGUCACCAACUGACAAACACACUAGUAGCUUACAACACAAGAAUCAACAUUCUCAAGGGACUCAUUGUGAAGUUGGUGAAUCGAGCACUGCUGCUAUGCUGGAUGAGAAUUUGUUCUGUGAAUUUGAUGCGGCCAACUGCACCUCAGGGGAUAAGUGUACCAAAAUUCAUGGAAUCCUCUGCUUGUACUGCAGAAAGCCUUGUCUGCAUCCAACCAAUCUGAAACAAAGGUCGAACCACUUUAAGAUAUGCAAGGAAAAGGCUGAGAUAAUGAAGAAUAGUCAAGAUAUAGAAUGCAGUGUUUGCCUGGAGCGCGUUCUGCUGAAGCCUAGACCAUCUCGGCGCAAGUUUGGUUUGCUAUCUGAAUGUGACCAUCCUUUCUGUUUAGAUUGCAUCAUCAGUUGGCGCAAUUUGGCCCCAACCAAUGCAAUGGACUGCCCUGUGUGCCGCAAGCAUUCAUCUUUUUAUGUUCAAAGUGACAUUUGGUAUGCUACAAAGGAAGAAAAACAGGCAAUUAUUGACAAUUACAAGGCGAACUGCAAGUUGAUUGAUUGCAAGUAUUUUAAAUUUGGAACCAGGCAGUGCCCUUAUGGAACUAGUUGUAUGUAUAAGCAUGCUGUAAAACCUGUCUUGCGCGAACAGAGGCAAAACAGGCCACGACCUCAAAUUGGAGGAGACAAUCUCAACGAAUAUGACAUCAUGUCUCAGCUCAGUGAAUUUGAUUUGCAUCCUCAUGAGUUUUAUUCUAUCUUGAAAGACAUGGAGUGGUUCGAUGAUAUGAGUGCAAUGGAGAAGAUGGCUUUAGCUGAUGAACUGGCUGGUCCUACUUACGGAGAUUCACAUUUCUUUCCUCAGGAUGAUUUCUUUGAUAGUGAUGAUGAUUUUGAUGAUGAAGAAUUCGAUCCUAUUGAUGCUGCAAUAUCAUCAAUGAUGAUGUCUGGUAUGCCAGUAUUUGGAUUCAGUGAUGACGAAUACAGCGACAAUGAAGCCAGGGAUGGCAAAGACAGUGAUGGCAAAUCCAUUGAUGAUGAUUAAUGGAUUUAAUUAAGGUUUAGUUAUAAUGCCGUCUUUAACUUGCUUUUGAAGAAUUUGAACACUAGCUGACUGUCUACAACUUUAGGAAUCAACAAAAUGCUGUAUGAUGGUGAAAUUUAUUUUGCAGCCUAAUAUUCAUGUCUGUCUGUCUUUGGAAUUUUCUUGUUAUAUAUAUAUUGUUAGCUCAGCAAUAGAAUUAUAAUGCAACAAUAAUGGAAGAAAGAAAUCUGUGAGAAUAUGUAUUGAAAGAUUCAGCAAAUGCAAAAGUAUGAUGGUCACAUCCCUUACUUUGAGUCUAGGGAAAUUAGACUCCUCACUCUCAAGUUGUUAUUCUUCUCUGCUGUCAUUCUAUUCUCCCCAUACAAUAUAACCCUUUCUUGAAUAUCCCCAUCCUAACUAACUCCUCUGCCUUCCUUUACAAUGCUUUCCAUUUACUUCCCCAUCUAGUAAUCCUCCAUCCAAUUGAGGGGUUUUCUCACUCUCUUACCAACUGGGCCUGCUUCCUUAGUUGAUCCGACUUCAAGUUCUGUAAUCUCUUCAAUUGGGCUGGUUUGUGAGGCUGAGUUGGAGCGCUUGUAUCAGCUAUCCCCUCCCCGACAAUGACCUUGCUCUUAAGGUCCAACUCUGGAAACAUAUACAGCAGCUAGUGGAAGUCCACCCAAGUUGUCUCCUCCUGUGGUAAGCCCUCCUAAUCCACAAGGACCUGGUCCACUUGUUUUCCAUCUCUCGAGACGGAGUGCUUCCCUAAAAUCGCCGUAGGUGCUCGUUAGAAUGCUGUGGGUGCUGCAGCCAGCACCAGGGUCGAGGCAGUACGCCACCUUCCCAACACGUUGCAGGAUGUGGUUAAAGAAGCGUUUGCCAAGCUUUGGAUGCUCCUUAUGGAAGAGGGAUAUUUGACGAUAAGGCUUCAACUUGAGCAAAACCCAAUCCCCCUUUUUGAAUUCCUUGUCACAACGGUGUUGGUCUGCUUGUUUCUUCAUCCGGGUUCUUGCUUGGUGCAGGUAGAAACCCAACUCAUCAUUCAAUAUCUCACGGGUUCUCAAAAAGAGAUCGACUUCUAGCACUGGGGAAGCGACAGGGCAGUAGCCAGAGGGCAAGUUCAUUGGGAAAUCGUGCAACGCCUCAUGCGGUGUCAUCUUGUAGAGUGAAAUGAGCUAUUAUAGCAAAAUUUGGCCCUGGGAGGAAAGGCCACCCAUUGUUGCGGCUGCGAAUGAGAGAAAGCACAUAGGUACUGCUCAAGGGAACGAUUAAUGACCUCAAUCUGACAAUCACUUUGUGAAUAAUAUGCCGUAGUGUAACAUAGUUUGGGUGCCGGUCAAAGAGGCUGCACCAGAAGCGAUUGAGGAAGACUGAAAACGGGGUCUCAGUAAAAAAUAAUGAGAUAGCGAAAGUCGUGUAAUUUAACCACUGAUGCAAUAAAGACUUGCCACUAAACUCGUAGUGAAGUCGGCUCUCAGAGGUUCAAAAUGAGCAGUUUUGCUGAAGCGAUCAACCACCAUCAUAAUAGCAUAACCUGCUGACUUGGGUAACUGAACAAUAAAGUCCAUUAAAAGUUCUAUCCAUGGUCCACACGGCAUAGGUAAGGGAUUGAGGAGUCCUUGAGAUUUGGAAGUUAUGUAUUUGGUAGAUUGGCAUGUGCUGCAUUGCUGAACAAAUUUGUACAUAUCUCUACGUAGGCCUAGCCAAAAAAAUAAAUCACCAAUAACCUUAUAAGUCUUAAGUACCUUAGGAUGCCCUGUCAUAGGCGUCGCAUGAAAUUCAGUAAGUAGCUGAGUACAAAAGCCCUCAAAACCUGGCACCCAGAUCUUCCCUUUAUACAUAAGCAGCCCUUCUUGCAAUAGAUACUCUGGAGGAAAUGCUCCCUUCUUAUAUUGCUCAAUCAGUAACUGAGUGUUAGGGUCCUCCCACGUAACCCAAGAGUGAUGGAGUCAAUGAGGUAUUGACAGUUGAGAAGGCUUGAAGACAGCAAGCCUCAAAGGGUUCUUCACCCUGUCUUGAUAAAGCAUCAGCAGCUAAGUUCAUCUUGCCAGAUCGAUACACUACCUCACAGUCGAAUCCCAAUAACUUUGUAAGGUAAUACUGCCGUUUUAGUAUAAGGACCACUUGGUUCAUGAGUUAACAAAGACCCUAAUGAUCGGUCUUAAUACAGAACCGACGCCCCAGCAAGUAGUGCCGCCACUUGGCCACUGCCUAGAUAAUAGCAUAAAGCUCCCGAAUAUAAGCGAAGCAAUUGACAAGCGCUGGUUAAGCUUUUUACUAAAGUAAGCUAUAGGAUGUCCCUUCUGUGAUAGUAUUGCUCCUAUGCCAUGACCCGAGGCAUCCAUCUCGACCAUGAAAGGUUAAGAGAAAUUUGGAAGAGCCAACAUUGAUGUGUGUGUCAGGGUUGAUUUGAGUCUCUCAAAGGCAAGGUCAACUGUGUGGCUCCAAUGGAAGUUGUUGUGCUUGAGAAGUUCUGUCAAUGGGACAGCGAGGUGUGCAUAUUUAGCCACAAAGCGAUGGUAAUACCCUGUGAAGUCAAGGAAUCCAUGCAGCUGUUUCAGGUUGGAAGGCCUGGGCCAAUCGACGAUGGCAGCAAUCUUAGAAUUAUCUACCUGAACUCCAUGUUUAGUCACCACAUGCCCCAAAUACUCAACUUGUUGCUAACAAAAAACACAUUUAGAGAACUUGGCAAGGAAGUGGUGUUGCUGCAACACAGCGAGGGCUGUCUUAAGGUGAUGUAAGUGCUCUUCUUUGAAUUUACUGUAAAUUAGAAUAUCAUAAAAAAAUACAGUGAUGAACAUCCAGACAUAAGGGCCAAAGACUUUGUUUAUAGUGGCUUGGAAGGUGAAAGGAGCAUUGGUGAGACCAAAGGGCAUAACAACAAAUUCGUAAGGUCCUAAAUGAGUUCGGAAAGACGUCUUUAGAAUGUCGCUGUCAUGCACUCGAAUUUGGUGAUACCCCGAACACAAGUCUACCUUAGAGAAAUAUUCUACACCACACAACUCAUCAAGAAUUUCAUCAAUGGUGGGAAUUGAAAACUUGGCUUUUAUUGUAAUGGCAUUGAAAGCACGAUAAUUGACACAAAAACGCCAACUCCUAUCCUUUUUCCGUACUAGCAACACCGAACUAAAAAAGGCACUAUGAUUCUCUCGAAUGUCCCGGCUUACAGCAUCUCUGCCACUAAUUUCUCAAUCUCCUCUUUUUGGUAAUGGGGUAAUGAUAGAGGCAAACAUUCACCAGAUCAACACCUGAUGCAAAUGUUGUUCGAUAUCCCGUGGUGGAAGUAAUUGAUUAGGUUCUUGAAACACCUUUUGUUAUUCAUGUAGUAAUUUUAGCACUUACUCAUCUAGUUUUGGUGAUUCUGAAGCAGGGUCAGUUGGUUCAAGCAUAAAUGGAGGAAGGAAGCAAUCACAUCAGUCGUUAUUAUUUUAUUAAGAGCCC
Messenger RNA from Arachis ipaensis, 5330 nucleotides. Its product is annotated as E3 ubiquitin-protein ligase makorin. Gene Ontology annotation, molecular function: metal ion binding; ubiquitin protein ligase activity. Gene Ontology annotation, biological process: protein polyubiquitination. The record is from RefSeq and is a predicted model, not a curated record. Lineage: Eukaryota; Viridiplantae; Streptophyta; Magnoliopsida; Fabales; Fabaceae.